Molecule: messenger RNA, 2607 nt
Organism: Juglans regia (Persian walnut)
Lineage: Eukaryota; Viridiplantae; Streptophyta; Magnoliopsida; Fagales; Juglandaceae
Product: probable methyltransferase PMT3
Exons: 8
Coding region: 459-2336 (625 amino acids)
Cellular component (GO): trans-Golgi network; endosome; cytoplasm
Molecular function (GO): methyltransferase activity
Source: RefSeq, a predicted model, not a curated record
UUAAUUGACAACUAGCUAGCUCAGAAUUACAAGUGUUCGUCGACAACUAGGCGUUGAUGGAUAUUUAACGACAUUUGACGUACUGUGGAACGCGCAUACACACUCACGAACACUCCACAAUACAAACGAAGGCAGAACUCUGAGAUCUGAUCUCUCCCCCUGGCCCCCACUUUGUUUCCUGUUAUAGAAUCGGAGUAAGCACAGGGAGCUUCUAUUGACCCAGAUCUCCGCUUAGGAUUCCAGGGGCUCUUUCACGUACCACAAUCAGACCCACUUCGUCAUUCGGUUCAAACCGAGUCUAUUGAUCAAUCUCUAUGAUUCUUGACUGCUAAGUCUUCAGGGAUCUCAUUUGUGUGUGUGACAAAAGAUGUCUUCAUGAAAUGAGAUCUGUAUAGUGAUCUAUUAAUACAUAAGUGGAAGUGAAAAGUUGGUGAUUGAAGAGCUUGAAAACUAAAUAAAUGAUGAGGGGAAGAUCUGAUGGAACACAAAAGAAGCGUUUAAUCACUUCUUUGUGUGUUGUGGCAAUCUUUCUUGGUUUUCUGUAUGUAUACUAUGGAUCCAUUUUUGGCUCUACAAACCAUGGUACAUCUGCUCUAGAAUAUGGGAGCAGAUCUUUGAGAAGACUUGGUUCAUCGUAUUUGGGUGGGGAUGAAGAUGCUGAUAGCAAGCAAGAUGAAUCUUCAACAAGAUUUGGCCUAGAAAAUGGAGAGGAUGUCAUCACACCAAAGAGUCUCCCAGUUUGUGAUGAUCGACAUUCAGAACUAAUUCCCUGCCUAGACAGACACCUCAUAUACCAAAUGAGGUUGAAGCUGGACUUAUCUUUAAUGGAGCACUAUGAGAGACAUUGCCCUCUUCCAGAAAGGCGGUACAACUGCUUGAUUCCUCCUCCACGAGGAUACAAGGUCCCAAUCAAGUGGCCAGAAAGCAGAGAUCAAGUAUGGAAAGCAAACAUACCUCAUACUCACCUUGCACAUGAGAAGUCUGACCAGAACUGGAUGGUUGUGAAAGGUGAAAAGAUUGUAUUUCCGGGUGGAGGUACUCAUUUUCACUAUGGAGCAGAUAAGUAUAUUGCUUCAAUUGCAAAUAUGCUAAACUUUUCACACAAUAAUAUAAACAAUGAAGGAAGAUUAAGAACAGUUCUUGAUGUUGGCUGUGGUGUUGCGAGUUUUGGAGCUUAUCUCCUCUCAUCUGAUGUUAUAACGAUGUCCUUAGCACCGAAUGAUGUGCAUCAAAACCAAAUUCAGUUCGCCCUAGAAAGAGGAAUUCCUGCAUAUCUUGGUGUUCUAGGAACCAAGAGGCUCCCUUACCCUAGCAGAUCUUUUGAACUUGCUCACUGUUCUCGUUGUAGGAUUGAUUGGCUUCAAAGAGAUGGAAUUCUUCUUCUUGAGCUAGAUAGAUUACUCAGACCAGGCGGCUAUUUUGCCUACUCAUCUCCCGAGGCAUAUGCUCAGGAUGAAGAGGAUCUCAGAAUAUGGAGAGAGAUGAGUGCCCUUGUGGAACGUAUGUGUUGGACAAUAGCUUCAAAGAGGAACCAAACUGUUAUUUGGCAAAAGCCUCUGACAAAUGACUGUUAUAUGGAAAGAAAACCUGGUACCCUCCCUCCUCUCUGCCAGUCUGGUGAUAAUCCAGAUAAAGUUUGGGGUGUGUCAAUGGAAGCAUGCAUCACACCAUACUCUGAUCAUGAUCAUAUGGUUAAGGGCAGUGGAUUGGCUCCUUGGCCAUCUAGGCUGAUUGCUCCUCCUCCUCGACUUGCUGAUUUUGGCUAUUCAAAUGACAUGUUUGAAAAGGACACGGAAGUUUGGAAGGAGAGGCUUGUGAGCUAUUGGAAUCUCUUGAGCCCAAAGAUUUCAUCAAACACACUGAGGAAUGUGAUGGACAUGAAGACAAACAUGGGUUCGUUUGCAGCUGCUCUGAAGGACAAGGAUGUUUGGGUCAUGAAUGUUGUCCCUGAAGAUGAACCAAACACGCUUAAGCUGAUAUACGACAGAGGCCUCAUAGGCACUGUUCAUGACUGGUGCCAAGCAUUUUCAACAUACCCUCGAACAUAUGAUCUACUCCAUGCUUGGACUGUCUUUUCUGACAUUGAGAAGAAAGAUUGCAGUCCUGAAGAUUUGCUGAUUGAGAUGGAUCGGAUACUUCGGCCUACUGGUUUCAUAAUCAUCCGUGACAAGCUAGCAGUGAUAAAUUUCAUAAAGAAGUAUUUAGUGCCGUUGCACUGGGAAGCAGUGGCGACAUCUGAUUCCAGUUCAGAUUCAGACCAGGAUGGAGACGACAUUGUGUUUGUUAUUCAGAAGAAAAUGUGGCUGACAAGCGAAAGCCUGAGGGAUUCGGAAUAGGACGAUGGCUGCUACAAGGGAUUACAACAUGUCCCAAGUAUUUAUUCAGAAAACAAUUAUAUUUUGUAGCAUUGAAUGAUUUUUACUAUAUUGUUUUUUAUUUCCUUUUUCUACAAUGAGUUAGUCGAUAAGCCAUAGACUACAAGUAUCUAUAGACUAUUUCUUCAUCUUUUUCUUUUCUUUUUGAAAUCUGGGCAAUUGUGUAAACUAUUUCAGCAAUUGAUCAAUAACUAAAACAAAUAUGUGCUUCUGAAGUAUUUAGAAUUGUUCA